ACGGUGCCGCCUCCGACAGGGCGGGCCCGCUCGCACUCGUAGGCUGGAGGGCGAAGUGGCCGCAGGGCGUCGCGGAAGGAACCGCCGCCUCCGAGCCUCGCACCGGCGGAUCCCCAUGUGGCGGCGGGGACGCCUUGGGGCCCCUGCAGAGACGGCGACGGGGGGGCGCCCAUGACUUGGACGAGCAGCAUGAGUAGCGGCUACAGCAGCUGGGAAGAAUCGGAGUCCGAGGAGUUUUUCUUCACGGCUCGCACCUCUUUCUUCAGGAAGCCCUUCGGCCAAGCCAAGCCCAGCCUGCAAGAUGUUCAGAAGGAGAGAGAAACUCAUAAUUACCUCACCAAGGAAGCAAUCAAGGAAAAAGUCCAAAUAUACAAUUCAGAUGUUACUGACAAGCUAAAGAUGACAUUGAACGCAAGUGGAAUAUACACUGGCUUCAUCAAAGUUCAGAUAGAACUUUGCAGACCUAUCACGAUACAGACUUCUGUGAAUGGAGGGAAGCAUCUCAACAGCAAUGAGACAACUUUUUAUUUGCCUAAUGGCUAUAUGAACACUCUUCAUAUCAGCAGUACCAACACAGUCCGUGAAGUUAUUGAGGCUUUGCUCAAAAAAUUUCUGGUGCCUGAUAAUCCUGCCAAGUUUGCACUUUAUAAACAAUGUCACAAGGAAGAUCAAGUUUAUAUGUGCAAGCUCUCAGAAACAGAACAUCCUCUCUAUUUGCGGUUGGUGGCUGGCCCAAGAACAGAUAUGCUUAGCUUUGUUUUGCGUGAGCAUGAAUCUGGGGAGGUUUUGUGGGAAGCCUUUAGCCUUCCUGAACUACAGAACUUCCUGCGUAUUCUGGACAAAGAAGAAGAUGAGCAACUACAAACCUUAAAAAAACGCUAUGCAGUAUACAGGAAAAAACUUGAAGAAGCUCUUGAUGGAGUUUGGAUUCCAAGUUAAAAGGGGGUCAAAGAAUACUCAGGGAAGACAUAUGUUGCUCAAUUUUAUGUAACUUGCCAGAUCCAGUAUCUUUAGCAAAAUGAGUUUCAGAAAGAAUAAUUUGUUUCCUAAAGGCAGUUUUAUAGAUUGAUAUAAUUAUAUUUUGCAUGUAGGAGCAUACAGAAAUUGCAAUAUUUGCAAGCUUUUGUUUAUGCUAUGUCUUGAUUUUUCCCUCUAGUUGCAAUUGUCAGAGAAGUCUGUUUUCAAAGGCAGUAAGAAAUGAAGAUUUUCUGUUUUAAUGUUAAAACGAUGGGUGUGUGUGUGUAAAUUUUGAUAUCUUACUCAAACUCAGUUUAUAAUAAGAAUUAGUAAACUGUUUGAUAGCAGAAAUGAUUUUGACUGCCUGUUUUCAAGUAUUUCUUUAUAAUUUUGCAAAUUAAAUUAUUUUUAUACAUUGAAGAGAAAUAAUGCUCAAAAUGUUAAGUUAAGGUUGUUCAAGCAAAUGGAGCUAUAGAAGAUAUAAUGGAAGUUGAAAAGAAGGUAAGAGUUGGAGAAAAGAAAUGUUGAAAUAAUGUUGAAAAGAGAUUGUUUUGCAGUUGGUUAACCGUAAUGAGUAAGAAAGUUGAAGGAUUUUGUUGUUCAUUACUGAAAUUAAUAUAUUCAGUGCUAUUAUUGAAGAGGGUUUAUUAAAUAUAGUAGAGAGUAAACCAUGUGAUAUGAAGUACAUGGUUACAAACCUAUAUGAAGUUUGGGAUAUGCUCAAAUAUUGUAGAGAUUUUUAUGAAUCUAAAAUCAACAUUAAACUGUUAAUGUGGAAUUCUUAUAAUUUAUUAAAUGUCCAAAUGUCUAUUUGAAUUCCUUUGAAUAUACAGUUUAUCUCUUGGGAAAGAGAUAAAAAUUAUUUUUAUGAUGUUAUUUUAAUAUACAAUUUCCUCCAUUUGAAACAGAGUGUUAUUUUUACUUAUACUCAUUGCACUGUGAAUAAUGACAAUCUAUAAUUUUUAAUUUCUAUUCUGAAAAGUCAUCUAAAAGUUGACUAGGAUUCUAGGUGCAAGAUAUUUGUGAAAAGGGAAAAUUUGCAGUUAAUUAGCAGUAUUUUUUCCUCAAAAAAUAGUUUAUCUAAGGUAUUUAUAACAAAACCAAAGAAAUGGAUGUGCAAUAAAAACAUUUAGAUAAAUGUAUAACAGAAGUUGUUGUGCACAGUAUUUGCAGCCAUCAAUCAGAAUAUAUUCACUUGGGAUAAAUUUAAUUUCCAUAAUUUAAAAUAAUCACUUUGGCCAAUCUUUUUAAAAAUGUAAUCAUUUGGACAUUUACUUUAAAAAUUUUGAGGAACAUCCUUAGAAAUGGUGACAUCUAGUGGAUAUUGCAGGCAACACUAAUUUAUUAUUAAAAAGUGCCUUCAUGUCAAUCUUUGGUUGCUUUUCUUGUCAAAAUAAGAUUAUAAUUUUCAAAGUGCAGAGACAAUCUUUACUACAAUAGAAUAUUAAUACUAUUUUGAAAUUUGUGGUUAAUAUAUAACGACAUAUCUUGUUUUGUUUUCUGUUCACACUUCACUGUACUACUCUGUAUUUGUCUUAUAUUUCAUUGGAAAUAGAAUCAAAAUUACAUAGAAUAGUGGUGCUUGACUGCAACAAUGUUUUUUUCCCCUGAAGAUACUAAGUCAGGCCAAUGGAUCACUUUGGAUAUUAUUAAUCAUCUAAUGAAGCAGUGACAUAUUAAUGCUGUUUUACUUUAUAUUUUAUCUUAUAGUAUGCAUCCUGGGUUCCACUAUAGUUUGUUUCUAAUAUAAUGUGCACAUAAAUGACCAGUAUGCAGACAUUACUCCUGAUUACUCCUGCAUAAAGCAUCACUGAAAAAAGGGCAUUAAUUGAGAGCAGUGUAAAAAGUCUGAGGUAAAACAAAGAAUGCUUGGGGAGAUUGUUUCCCAUUCCAUAUUCUGUCCUUGCCACUGAAUAUUUGUUCACUUGCUCCAUGUUCAAGAUAUAAUUUCUUUCCCUACCUUAUCUUUCUAGGAAAUAUCACUUCCUUGUUCACUCUUUAGCGUAAAUCCAAAGCCACAUAAGAAAGCAAUGUUGUUUGUCUAAAAGAGCACACCGUAUAAAAGUAGUAUUACAUAUUAUGUUAGAACUGGUGAAAAAUAAAUAUCACUGUAGUAAAUCAAAUCAGAAGUUAUUUUUCUGUGUAUGUGGAUGCAGGUAUGAUUUCAGAAUGGUGAUUUGAGAGUUUUCCAAUUUGACUCUUUUUCCUUAACUUGCUUAUUGAAGCAGUUAAGCUGUAAACCAGAGUCAUUUAACUGUAUUAAGAUAAAGCAUUUAAUGUUCUAGGUUUUUUUAAACAUCUGAUCCUAAGUUUGAAAUAUUGUUUUUGAAUAUUGAAUGACAAUUUGCAAAUAUGUGAAUUAUAAUUUUAACUUGAACUUUGUUUUCUUACUCUUUUUUGAUGUGUUUUAUGUACUACAGGUUGGAGUAAGAAAAACAGUUUGUAUUAAUCCAGACAUUCUUUUUCUUGGGUUACUGCUAUUAUUAUUUUUAAUUAUAAAGAGACUCGGUGAUUAUUUUAAUGUAGGAUUCAAUUUUUAUUUUAGUGUAACAUUCCUAAUCUUCAAAGAUGUUAAGGAUGUUGUGUUUUGAUUAUGUUAAUGAAGAAUAGGUUGGAGAGGACAUGGAAAACACUUUUUGAGAAACAUUAUUUAUUAUUUUUGAGUUUUUUUAUACAGAAAUCCAAUUCCCUUUGAUGUAAAGAAAAUACUGUAAGUUUUCCAUAAAUAAAGCUGAAGUUGGCAUUGUACUGUA
Thamnophis elegans (Western terrestrial garter snake) is the source of this 3710-nucleotide messenger RNA. RefSeq names its product Ras association domain family member 3 (gene RASSF3). Gene Ontology annotation, cellular component: cytoplasm. Bases 172 to 939 code for a protein of 255 amino acids. Gene Ontology annotation, biological process: signal transduction. NCBI's taxonomy places the organism in Eukaryota, Metazoa, Chordata, Lepidosauria, Squamata, Natricidae. The record is from RefSeq and is a predicted model, not a curated record. The transcript is spliced from 5 exons.